UCGCGUGGAGCAUUGAGACGUAGCCUAUCGGUCUGUCUGUCGCUCACUGGCGUAAGGCCAGUUACAGACACUGUUACAGCGUGGUCUGUCGGGCCGCAGUUAUUGUGUUCACUCCGUGAGGCGUUCCACUCACUUCGGACCUGUCAAGGAGAGAUCUCUGUGUAUUUAGGUUGCUCUCGUCAUAGGGAGUGGUGGAGCUUCAUCUCGUGGAUCUAUUCUUGCUUGGAGUAUACAUCUGGAUUCACUAAUGUUUUCUACAAUGUGGAUAACCCUUGUGAUAUGCAGUUGCUGACUUGGGAACUCACUUAGGUUUAGAUGAGAUGGUGAGAGGUCAAGGACAACCAUGACCCCCUGGCGAGUGCUUGUGGCAGUGACAAUUAUUUGUGUCAUUUGCCCGUGUGUUGAACUAUCAGCAGUCCGAUAUGAGGUUGCCAGCUUUGAGGGUAAUGAAGUUUUCAACCACCUUGUUUGGAACAGAGAAACCCAAACGAUCUAUAUUGGGGCUGUGAACGUGAUAUACAAACUUGAUCAAGAUCUUAAUAAGCUGACAAAUGAAACAACAGGACCUCAGGAAGACAAUCCAAAUUGUCCGCCUCUUAUAUCAGAAAAUAUCUCAAAAUGUUCCUUGAAAAGAACAAAAACUGAUGCUUUCAACAAAAUUUUAGUAAUCGAUUACACCCACCAGCGCCUGAUAGCAUGUUUUAACCUCUACCAUGGCUACUGCGAGAAAUACCACCUGGAUGACAUUAAAAAGAAGGAUGACAUCCAGCAUAUCCCGAUUGUAUCCAACAUGAUCAAUGCUUCGUCUUUUGCAUUUAUUGCCCCGGGACCCGCCAAGGAGCCAGGUGGAAUUCAAGAGGAAGUUUUGUACGUUAGUGCUACCUGGUCCACUCAGGGCCUUAAGGUAUACCGUGACCAGAUCCCAGCAUUUGCCAGUCGAAAUUUGGACACUUUCAAACUUGGGAUCAAGAAUUUCCGUAAGUCAAGAAUUGAGAUCGAGUCGCAACAACGUGACACUUUUCCGGUUCGCUAUAUUUACGGAUUUGGAUCAGGAAAGUUCAGCUAUAUGCUGACAGUCCAGAAACAGGGAGCCCAACUGGAUAAUUUCAUCUCAAAAAUAUUCCGUGUGUGUCAAAACGAUGCUGCAUUUUACUCGUACACGGAAGUGGAGCUGAAGUGUAUGUACGGACAGACCCACUACAAUAUUCUGCGUGCGGCCUAUGUUGGCAAGGCGGGGAAGAACCUGGCCCAGGGACUGAACAUCCCCACAGUGGAGGACGUCCUGUAUGCUGUGUUUUCUCUGGGUGAGAGCUACUCCAAAACAGCUCUGUGUGUCUAUCCAAUGAGGGAAGUGCAUAAGUCAUUCACGGAGAAUAUUCAGUCGUGUUUUCAAGGCAUCGGCAACACAGGACCCGACCAUAUAGUCGGAUCAGGAUUAUGCGUAAAAGCGAAUUUCAACAUUACUGAUGACUACUGUGGCGAACAUGACAUCAACAACCCCAUUGACGGCAACAAACCCAUCACCGCAGAUGCAGCGCUGCGAUUUGGCUCACAUACAAAUGUGUCGGCCAUUACUGUCGCCAUAACCCACGAUUACACUGUAGCAUUCGUGGGGACGAGUAGAGGAAAUAUAAUUAAGGUGACGAUCGAGAGUAGGAAGGUGGCAUCGGUGUAUGACAACGUGACUGUGCAGGAAGGAAGCAUGGUCAAUGCCGACCUCCGCAUGGAUGAUCAGAAGCUUCACCUGUAUGUCAUGACAGAGAAACGGUUGUCCAAACUGAAGGUCCAGGAGUGCAGCCAGUACAAGACCUGUGGGGAAUGUCUGGGGGCCAAGGAUCCCUACUGUGGCUGGUGUUCCCUGGAGAACAAGAUUAAUAUGUGCAGUCGCCAGGAUGAGUGUAAGGCCUAUGAGAUGACAAUGCGAUGGCUGCCCUACAGCGGACAGCAGUGUACCAACAUUACCCGGGUUGUCCCGGAGAAAAUACAGAAAGACCACUCAUCCAAGACACACACUCUGGAGUUACACAUAGAAAACCUGCCAGAUUUUCCUGGUCAGUACGAGUGUGCCUUUAGCCAUGACAUGCGUUUUGUCCCGAUCAUCACGAUCGCCAACAAGACGAUGAACACUGGGAAGAACACAGGAGUAACGUGCCAGACACCCCUACCCAACCAGCUACCCAUGGUUCCUACAGGACAAGAUCACAUUGUGAUGCGGCUGUCUGUGAGAAUGAACCAACAGGACUUUGUGUCAACGGACUUCACAUUCUUUGACUGCAGCCUUCACAACUCAUGCACAAGCUGUACCCAGAGUGACUUCCCUUGUACAUGGUGUAUCAAAGGUCACAUUUGCAGCAACAUCGUCUCUGAUGAUUGUCGUCGUAACGAAACAUUAGUUACUGGCAAAGCUGUCCGAGGUACAUCGCUGCGUCCUGGGCCAAAGACCUGUCCUCGGAUAGAGAUGAUCAAUGAUCGACGCGAUCCUCAAAUUCUUGUUGCUGCCAAUACUAACACUGGUAUUGAGGUUAGGGGUCUGCAUCUUGAGGCUUACCAGAUUGGAGGAAUCGGCCUCAAGUGUAACUUUAACUUCAAGUCUGGCAUAACUGUUCCAGCAACUGUGCUACCUUCCACUGAUAAUGACAACUCAUUCGUCAUCAAGUGUCAGAAUCUGGAGUUCAACUACUUCCCAAACGUCAGCUACCAGAAUGUGCCAUUCAACAUCAUGUGGGAGAAUAUCAAGGCCCUGGACAACCCGUCAAACAUCCAGGUGACAAUGUACAAGUGUCAUGUGAUGGCGGACUCGUGUGGGUCGUGUCUGACCCAGGAUGUCAAGUACCAGUGUGGGUGGUGUCAGGACAAGGAACAUUGUACUACCCAGCAGGAGUGUCGCAACAACAAUGACUGGCUGGGGCAUCAGUCCACUUGUCGCAACCCCAAAAUAGAAACGAUUUCCCCCCAAUCCGGACCUCUUGAUGGCGGGACCCUCCUGACCAUUGUUGGAGAAAACCUGGGCAAGAUGAAAGGUGACUUACACGUGACCAUCGGGCCAUCGGUGGACUGUGCCAUUAAGGAAUACGUGGCACCCAGACAGAUUAUUUGUGAGACAGGUCCUGUGCCUGGAGAACAAGAGCACAGGGUCAAGGUCAAGAUUGCCAAUGAGUAUGAAUCAACAUCAGCGAAUGUCUUCAGAUAUGUGCUUCCAAAGGUGACUGACAUCAACCCUGACUAUGGUCCUCGCUCUGGUGGAACCAGGGUGACGAUAUCAGGACAAAACAUGGAUGCUGGCACCGAAAAGACAGUCUACAUCAAUUCCCAUCAAUGUAAUGUCAUACCUGUGCCCUCAAGCCCUGAUUACUUGGUCUGCGAGACUUCCCCCAAAUCGCAAGACUCAAGCCCAAAUCCCACGUACCCUCCAAACAGGGUCGUGGUCAAGUUCGAUAAGCAGGUCAUCCAUGCUGAUCAUAAGAUCCGAUAUGCCUAUGUUCCUGAUCCCGAUGUCACUUCCAUCAACCCCAAACAAGCCAUUCGAAGUGGUGGUUUACGCAUCACUGUUCGAGGAAAACAUUUCACCAAUGUGCAGAGCCCAAGGAUGCUGCUUGGACACAACAACGAGGUGUUUGAUAGCAUGUGUGAGAGAAAGUCGGACAUAAUACUAGUCUGCUACUCUCCAAUGGUGGAGUCCUUGGUUCCGACAUUGAGUGACGAUGUUGAUCAUGUCGAUGUGUCGUAUGGAUUCAAGAUGGAUGGCGUUGAGAACAUCAUGAACCUGACAGGCCGCAGCUUGGAGGCCUUUGGAGUGUUCACGCUCUACCCAGACCCUGUGUUUGAGAAGUUCAAGAAUGGAAUGAAGUCGCACCAGAAGAAGACGGAGUUCCUUACAAUAGGGGGAAGUAACCUGAACCCGGCCAUUCCCAAGGAGGACGUCACCGUCCAUAUUGGCACCGGCCUCUGCAACGUCACCUCCAUUGCUGCCACACAACUGACGUGCCGACCACCCAAAAGUCAGCCACAGUCCAAGAAGGGAAACGACAUUCCAGAAGUUGUGGUGAUUGUUGGCCAGAACCUGACAUUCAGCAUCGGUCGUCUCAAGUACGAGGAAGCAGAAAUGUUGACGCUGCCAACAAUUAUCGGUAUUGCAGUCGGUGCAGGCGUACUGGUGCUCCUAGUCAUUAUCGUCAUUAUCGCCUACCAAGUGAAGUCUCGUCGUAGCAACGAUAUGAUGAAGAGGAUGAGGAUCCAGAUGGACUCGCUGGAGGCUCGAGUGGCCAACGAGUGCAAGGAAGCCUUUGCGGAACUUCAAACCGACAUGACAGAGCUGACAAGUGACUUGUACGGCCAAGUGUCAAUUCCGUUCUGGGACUACAGAACCUAUUGUAUGAAGGUCUUGUUCCCUGGGGUAGAAAACCACUCGGUCAUCAAGGAGCUCCAGGUUGGCUAUCGAAGAAACCAGGAAGAUGUAGAACGAGGAUUGGCUCUUUUCUUCCAACUCAUGAGCAACAAGACGUUUCUCCUUAUUUUUAUACGCACUCUUGAAUCCAGUAAAACAUUCCAGCUCCGAGAUCGUGUGAAUGUAGCGUCUCUCAUCACCGUUGCUCUUCAAACCAAAAUGGAAUAUGCUACUGAUAUCCUGAAAACUUUGCUGGCAGAUCUCAUAGAAAAGUCGGUAGAGGGUAAAAAUCACCCCAAGCUGUUACUGAGAAGGAAUGAAUCAGUCGCUGAGAAGAUGCUGACCAACUGGUUCUCGUUCCUGUUGUACAAAUUCCUGAAGGAGUGUGCGGGGGAGCCUCUGUUCAUGUUGUACCAGGCCAUCAAGCAACAGGUGUCCAAGGGUCCAGUUGACUCGGUGACCAGCGAAGCCAGGUACUCUCUGUCUGAGGAUAAACUCAUCAGGCAGCAGAUUAACUAUAAGAUUAUGACGCUGAAUGUUCUGGAUAUGGACAGCUAUGCUGAGCAGAAACAGACGCACACAGUCAAAGUCCUCGACUGUGACACAAUCUCACAGAUUAAAGAGAAGAUACUUGAUGCUAUGUAUAAAAAUGCUCCCUUCAGCAGUCGACCGGCCAAAGAAGAUUUAGAUUUGGUUUUAUUUGGUCAUCCACCAGAAUGGCUCUGCCAUGAAAAAUCGCGACAGCUGAUUCUUCACGACGAGGACACCUCGUCUAAAACAGAGAGUGACUGCAAGAGGUUGAAUACUCUCAACCAUUAUCAGGUUCCCGAUGGAGCAUAUGUUGCCAUUGUACCCAAACAAGAUUCUGUCUACAACUCCUCUAUCAUAUCAGAUAAAUCAAACAAGUUUGACCAAAUGCCAUUCAAUCGGAGCCCACCGAUGAGCCGCACUGUGAUAUCGCCCCAGUCUGUGACUGUUGACUUUGACAACAAUGGAGUCAAGUUCUACCAUCUGGUGCGUCACCAUGACACUGAUGCCCAGAAGGAGGGUGACCGUGGGAGUAAGAUGGUGACAGAGAUCUACCUGCCCAGAUUGCUCGUAACAAAGGGUACACUCCAGCAGUUUGUGGAUGACUUGUUUGAGCGUAUAUUCAGCACAGCACACCGUGGUUCCGCACUGCCGCUAGCCAUCAAGUAUAUGUUUGACUUCCUGGACGACCAGGCUCUGCUCCACAACAUACAGGAGCACGAGACAGUCCACACGUGGAAAUCCAACAGUCUACCUCUUCGUUUCUGGGUAAAUGUGAUCAAGAACCCCAACUUUGUGUUCGACAUCUACAAGUCCCCGAUUGUGGACUCAUGCUUGACGGUGGUCGGGCAGACGUUCAUGGACUCUUGCUCUGUCAGUGAACACAGACUGGGCAAAGAUUCUCCUUCUAGUAAACUACUCUAUGCCAAAGAUAUCCCCAAAUACAAGAAAUGGGUGGAGAGAUACUACCAAGACAUCAAAAUGAUGCCUGCCAUUAGUGAUCAAGACAUGACAGCCAUGUUGACUGAGGAAUCAAGGUUACACCAAGGAGAAUUCAACACGAACGCUGCUCUCAUGGAGCUGUAUAAAUACAUACAGAAAUACUACGAAGAGAUCAUGUGUGCUCUGGAGGAGGAUGAGUUUGCCAGGAGAAGUAAACUCGGCAUUAAACUGGAGCAGGUUCAAACAGUGAUGGAAGGAGAUGCAGUCUGCUAGUUCCCACAGUGCCACAAGGCCCUAGGACCAAUCUCUUCCUCUCCCUUCACGUGCGUGAGCCACUCAACUCGGUGCUCUAGCUGCUCGGGGAGAUCAUGUUGGAGUUAUCUCCCUUUCUUGGUGCUGCGGACGUCUAUGCACAUUUAGUUUAAUGUUGCCUUUCUGACUGAAUUGUCUUCGGAAAUAAUUAAUGGAGCAGUAUUUCAUUCUGAUUAUUUCAUCAGCUGACCACCAUGGAUUGACGCUUGUUUCUGUUUGGAUGGAAACCAGUGAGGUGUUUUUUAUUAGAACUCCCAGCUGAGACACUGGUGCUUUUUUUUAACUAGAACUCCAGGCGCUUGUGCACAACAAUAAGUUGAUAUAUUCCCAGUGACACAUCAAGUGUGGACAAGAAUGUGUGUGACUUUGAAAGACAAUCAAUGCUGGAAACACACAUUGUGGACUACAAACUGAGUGUCUGUUUGUGUUCAGAGAUAAAAUAAUGACCUCUAUCACGGUCUUAGAUCAGGAUAUAUAUGAGCUAGUCAUGUGACCAAAUUGGUCGGGUAUAUCGACAAUAAGCGAUAUACGACAAUGAAAUAUCCUGAUUUGUUUGACCUACACUGAUGAUUGUGUAGAAAUGACGGCUAAUUGUGCUAUAAAUCACCCAAUAAUGUCAGCUUCAUGCAUUGUAUAUUACCAUUACCUUUUAACAGCGCAUAUGAAUAAUAACCCUUUCAGUCUGCAAAAACAUACUUAAAAAUAAUGGCUAUUGCUCAUGACAUUUCUAGACUUCUGCUCAAAACUAUAGAAUCUUAUAGCUGCUUAUUUUCAUGGAAGUAUUUUGACAAUAUGUUUGCACCUAUCCUAGUAGAUAUGCCACAAAUCAAGUGCCAAGUAAUUUUGGGAUGUCAUUCUUGUAGGGUGCUUGCAGACCAAACAAAUCAGCUCUGCAGGUGAGACUCAACAUGUUGUGUUUGAUAACGUUUGACAGUCUGUCCCUUCCGAUGUCAGAUUGGAGCUUUAUUCAUAUUGUUAUAUAUACAAGUGCAUUCAUAAUACUCAGACUUCUACCAUCUUCUUGUCACUUUCUUGUACCGUUGUUCUUAGAAUGUUUUAACAAUAUGGAAUCUCAGAGUUUGUCCUGUGGAAUAAGGUACCAUAUUUUUAAGAUCACCAUUUUGCAUGAAAAUACUUCAAAUACUAGAACACUUUGUAUGUCGGUCAUGGGAAUUUUAACAUCUAGAGAGGAAUUUGAUAAAAUUUGAUAUUGUCAAAGCAACAAAAAGCUUUCCCAUAGCGAUGGUUGUCAUGGUAACCAUGGAACUUCCAUUAACAGCUCAUUGUCUUUCAAGCUUUGGUUUUCGCAAAGCAGUUUCCCAUGAUGCACCGAGAAAUAGUGCCUUUUUUGGCCAACAGGUGGAGUUGCUAUCUACGGAAAAAACAGAUAAGGUGUUGGCCGUCACAUGCUUGACGUCUUUACGUUUAUGACUUUUCCUCACGUAGACAAACACAAACUUGAAAGUUUCAAUAGUUAGGCAGUACAUUCAUGUUUCAUGCUGGAAGAAUGAUUGGUGUAUUUGAAGAUUUUCUUGUCAUGUUCAGGUAAGAAAACUUAGUUUAAUUGUUCCUUUGACUGCAGGAGAGUUUGGGAGCCAUGUUUUGUAACUGUUUACAUGCAGUGUCUUAUGAUGCACUAUGCAUUGAAAAACAUUUACCAGUUACUGUCCUGUUGGAUUCAUUGUCAGUAAUUAGGGCUGUAUUUGAAUUAGCAUGAGGUUGACAAGCAGUUGCUACACACUCACACAACCACAUCACACCGUACUACCGUUUCUGUCACAGUCAUAUCUACCGUACUACCGUUUCUGUCACAGUCAUAUCUACCCUACUACAGUUUCUGUCACAGUCAUAUCUACCGUACUACAGUUUCUGUCACAGUCAUAUCUACCCUACUACCGUUUCUGUCACAGUCAUAUCUACCCUACUACAGUUUCUGUCACAGUCAUAUCUACCGUACUACAGUUUUUAGAACAUAAGGGUUCAAAAUUUGGAAAACUAAAUUGAUGUUUUCUUCUGAUGUAGCUUAAGUACAACACUAAAGACAAUUUAUCCUCCAAAACUGGCUGCCACAGGCGAUAUCGCUUGGGGGAGAUCAAGUGAUAUAUCUACAUUGUAGAUUCACUGCAAUGAAAUUGCAUCACAAUGUUUUGCAGACCAUUGUGAUGUCAUUUUUUACCAUGACGUCAUAAUCAAAUGACAUCACUAAUGGCUCUACUACUGAAGCUGUUAGCAGUACUUUUUAUGCUUAAGACACUGCUUAUUACUGUCUACAAACUGAAAAAAAUAGAAGAAUGAUGUUGGAUGAUAAAUAAAAUCUCACCCGAGUGUCUUUUGAUAUCAAAUAUAUCGAGACUCAAUAUAUUUGAUAUCAAAAGACACUCGAGUGAGAUUCUCUGUCUUACCCAAGUACAGCUGGCAUAAUGGACUAAACAGUGACUGGUCCACCUCACCUGUUUGGCCCUGUGAGCCUGAGGACCUGGACCUGGACUGGACCUGUACCAUCACGAGUCACAACACAGUGUUAUCAACAGGGCAGUAACUGAUAAAGUCAAAAAUCUUACAAGGGCAAAUCUUUUUGUAGCAUUUGUAGUUAAUCAUCCGAUUCCAUGGUGCAAUGCUGUUUAUUAUAAGAUCGCAGAAGAGCGUUGUUUUAUUGCAAGUUCUUUGUUGAGACCAAGUUGUGCCCGUGAACUAUCGGAGAAUUGAGUUUGAGCUUACACAGAUUGGCCUACACUCUUCUACCCUGCUGCCUAUGGCCACAGUAGGCCAAACUAAAAGAUUCCAUCAAAAUUUGUUAAAUUUGAAAUUGAAUCUCAUUUGAGAAUUCCAUUGAGUUUUUGGAAUGAGUGUGCCAUUAUAUUUGGUGGAUCUGAAUAUGUUACUGUAUUUCUAUGGCAUCUAUCAACCAACUGCUGAAAGCUAUGCUGUUAAAGCUCUCUGAUAUUGAAGACUGUCUACUUUUGGGACUGGACACAGUCUUUUCUCUUUCUUUUUAAUGUUCAAGAAAUAACAGAGCUUAGUUUGGUGAGUAAAACUGAUUCAGUGUUUCCUGGCAUGUUAGUGUUUUAGAAACAGGGUUUUUUAAGGGGGAAACCUGGGAUGUAAUGUUUAUCAAUCAAGAUAUUUACUAUCUUUCAAAACUUGAUAGCAUCGAAGAUUAAAAUACAUGUUUAGUGGACUUGACCUGGUAGUUGUAGCUAUUGGUGUUUGGGGCGGUGGGGUAGCCCAGUGGUUAAUGCAUUUGCUCGUCUUGUUGCAGGCCUGGGUUUGACUCCCUAAAUGGGCACAUUAUUUGUAGUCUAUUUCACUCACUCACUCUCUCACUUUGGCAGUCUAUGGAGGAACCAAGAGGGUCACUUAUGGUAACACAGGGGAUUAGCAGUGUUCUCUAGUUAGUUUAAUCCUAAUGGCUGGUGUGAUGAGAUCAUGCCCUGGAAACAGUGAAUCAGUUCUGUUCUGACAUUUAGCUGGUAUCAGAGAGCUGCUUCAACUUCAUCUGUAAAUACUUCAUUGUCAUAGCAACAUGUUUCCAGCACUGUGUUCAAUGAUCAUCAUAUCUUCAUCAUCAUUGGUGAUAUCUUAAUCAUCAUCGGUGAUAUCUUCAUCAUCGGAUAAUAACUGGGUUGUCACAGAACAAUAGUGCCAAAUUUGUAGUGUGGACUUCUAGGACAGGGUGGGACAAUUCGUAACAAGGCCAGGACAAUUUGUUCGAAGUCUGUUUAUUAAUAAACUUUUCAGAGUAUGCCAGUCGUGUCUUCGUAUCUUUGAUGCUGAAGACUGAGAUGGCUACAUUGUUUCACAGAAUUCCUAAAAUGUCCGCCUCCAUAAAACUUACUGGUCAGUGUCAUCGCUGAGAAUGUCUGCAUUUCACCAGUAAUCUUCUGAGGAUAAUCUUCCAUUAAUGUGACUGACCACUCCCACUGUUUCCAGACUGUCAAGAAGCAAUAUAGGACAAUGUAAUGGCUUUGGCCUACAAACAUUAUGAUGUCAAAUGAGAUGGGGGAGGGAUUUAAAGGUAUUAUAGAAACCUUGAGGAUCUAUGGGAGAUUUUUCCAUCGAUAAUCACUCAUGAUUCCGUUACCAUGACAUCGUAGCUAAUUUUCUCAUUUCUCCUGCGACUGUGUACAAGUAUUAAAUCAAGUGAUAAAAUCGCUCGUUGUCAUGGUAGCACCAUUGUUGAUCAUAUCAGAGUUUAUUUUUGUACAUUACCGUUGUCGGCUCGCCUCCACACCCUGGUGGCGCCCCCUAGAGGCGACACGAGCCAUGAAAGGUGUGAUACUUGCUGUACUUGUGUAUAUACAUUCGUUAGCUAUGCAAAUACUGUAAGUAGGGUUUUAUGUCAACACAUUCGUGUAUAUAGCCGCUUCCUGUCCAGGAGACAGGGGAUAUGUGUAGAAUUGUUUGUGUUUCUGUGUAUAUAUCAUGAUAUAUGACAAUUGUGUAGGCAUCUGUGAGAAUAUAGACCGAUAUUUGUAGUGACUACGAGUCCUAUGGAGUAUUGUGUAGGCAUCUGUGAGAAUAUAGACCAACAUUUGUAGUGACUACGAGUUCUAUGGAGUACUAGUGUUCAAGUAACCUCUCUACUGCAACCUUGCCCCAAGAGUAUCACAAGCACCCAAAUCUCCAAGUAAAAGUAGAAGUUGACCAACUCCAGUGUGUGUGGACCAAUCAGAUUGCUUUUGGGUGACCUUCUUAUUUGCAUAUCUAUAUGUCCUUGGAUUUUCAUUGGAUAAGCUUUAAAUGUCAGAAUAUGUUUGGCAGGUAGACCUGGGAGCUUGGUGACCUUGAAGGGGCAAGCUAAUAAUCAUUGCUGAAUUUAUGUUGUAAAUCUAGAGACAAGAGAGACUGACAUAUACACACAAAUAUCCAUGAAUGUUGUUUGAGUGUUUCCUGACUGUCCCACAUAGCAUGUUGUCAUGUUUAUUUCCUUGGUUUCCUAGGAGAUCCUUACUCUGGUUCUAGUGACAGUAUGAUGUGUACAGAGUGAGACUUGAAGUCCAGCAUGAAUAAUCUAUAAAUAUCUGUUUAAACAUCAAUUGCAAAUAUACAGGAAUGUGGAAUCUAGCUUGAUGUAUAGAAUAUGACUAAAUGUUCAUCAUAGGAAGCUUGUCAGAUGAUGUCCUCUGUAUCUUGUAUCCACCAAUAUUUCCUCAUCAACAGAUUCUUCCCUUAUUUGUAGUGUACAGUCGACAGCCGUCAGCAUUCACGCAGAUCAAGUGCUUGGAAUAUCACACAGUGCAAACUGAAACAAUACAAUGUUUAUUUGUAGAGAAAGAAAAAAACAUGUAAAAAGAUGUCUUUUUUUUAUACUGACACAGCAAUAAAAAGCACAAUGCCUUUCUCAUGUGGUAGAUUAUAGUUUUAUUUGUAUAUUAAACUUGUGGCCAAAACUAUUGAACCUAGUCCGAACAUUGUACAAUAGAAGUUCUAAAUAAAUGGCUUUUAUAAUAUACUUUUAAGAACCAUGUACUUUCACCCAUGUUAGAUCAUUUAUUUAACAUAUAUGUAUAAAGUAUUCUUAAACUGAGGUUUACAUUUUAUAGAGAAUUUAGAUAAAAAGUUAUAUAUUUUAAUUUUGCUUAUACAAUUAGAUGUUUUUGAUAUUUUUGUUUAUGCUUGAAUAAAUUAUAAAUAGAUUGAUAGGUAAUUUAGAAGGUGAGAAAAGCAACCAUUUCAAUUGCAAUGACCACCUAGUCUACAGCCUGAUUAGCAGAGGGGUAUUUUAAAGCUUUAAAGGGAGUAUAUCACGUGUGUUCAUUAAUUCAGCUAAUCCAUUUCAUCAAAGUGUCUUUUUCAGUGUAAAUAACACAUUUCUAACAAAAUAUCCUUUUGCUACUCUAGAUUGACAUUGACUAGACAUCUUAAACAAGUGAAAUAUAUAUCGAGAAUAGACAUGUUUAUUAUUUCAAUAAAUGAAUGUAAUUAGAAUGAGUGAUAGUCCUUAUUGCUAGGUUCAUAGACUUGCUGAUGGUUGUUUAUAUAUAUUCUGUGAGUGCGUGAGUGAGUGAAUGGGGUUUUAUAUCCAGGCCAGCAAUAUUACAGCUGUAAGUGAACGGCAGAGAAUAAAUAUUCAGAGAUGAGCAAAUUUGUCUGUAAACGCCCAGGACAUCCUUUCCAGGCCCAUUCUGAAAACGACAAGUGUGGUCAUGUUUCUAGGCAGUUGGGUCUAAUGUUGGACAGCUCUUAGCAAGUCUGUCAUCAGGUUUCGUUAAAUGUUUGGCUUAAUUUGUGUGGUUUUGAUCAGUUGUGGAUGCUGUUUAGAGAUUUGAUUUUGUAAAUUUUGUAUGUUUGAGAGCGAGAGGGAAAUGUGUUUUUCAUAAACAUCUUUUGUAUGUGUUUGUAUACAUCCUUGUAUGGCUGCCAUAGUGUGAGGUCCGCAGUCUGCACAGUAUUCCUAAUAAACUGGAUGGCCUUCACAUUGAUGUACUGUGACCUUCAGGGUCAACCAUUUUCAAUAAAUACAACAGUAAUUAUA
This is a messenger RNA of Haliotis rufescens (red abalone), 12641 nucleotides long. Its product is annotated as plexin-A2-like. Gene Ontology annotation, cellular component: semaphorin receptor complex. The transcript has 37 exons. Gene Ontology annotation, biological process: regulation of cell migration; regulation of GTPase activity; negative regulation of cell adhesion. Bases 344 to 6127 code for a protein of 1927 amino acids. NCBI's taxonomy places the organism in Eukaryota, Metazoa, Mollusca, Gastropoda, Lepetellida, Haliotidae. Gene Ontology annotation, molecular function: oxidoreductase activity; protein binding; semaphorin receptor activity. The record is from RefSeq and is a predicted model, not a curated record.